Messenger RNA from Rodentolepis nana, 318 nucleotides. The record is from the annotation of a GenBank genome assembly. NCBI's taxonomy places the organism in Eukaryota, Metazoa, Platyhelminthes, Cestoda, Cyclophyllidea, Hymenolepididae.
AUGAAAUGGGAUCUAAAUGAUGGAAAGUUAACUAAUUUCAGUGUGAACUUUAAGCGCGGACCAAAUGCUGUCCUUUGCAGCCUCCGUUGUAUUCGGACCCCAGAGGAAGGCGCAGCUACAAGAUCUGGACAUGAUCUGGGAUCUACCAAAUCCAGUCAAUUCCACAAAUCCAUCCGAACAGUAAACAAUUGGGUAUUCCUUUACUUGAGCGUUCCCCAGCACGAAAUUGCUGUCUAUAAAAUUGUGAAGAAACGGAGUUUUGAGUACUCUUUUGGACUGGCUUAUCUGAAUGAACAACUUAUUUACCCUGAAGCCUAG